GAAUAUUGACAUAGCAACCAGGCGACAGAACCGCUAAGUUUUUCCUCCCCACUUCAGAGUACUUUUUCGUUUUGUGCUCCGCGCUUAAAGUGCUUCACUUUAUUUUCGACGGCUGCCAUGAAUGCCGCGGUGGUGAAAAAGACUCAGGACACCCUGGGCAAAGUGAUAAAGAAGCCACCUCUCACGGAGAAACUGCUCAGCAAGCCGCCGUUUCGAUACCUGCACGACAUCUUAAGCGAGGUCAUCAGAACCACUGGUUUUAUGAAAGGCCUAUAUGAGGAAAAUGAGAUGAAGUCAGAUAGUGUAAAGGAUAAAGACUCUAAGAUAGCUUUCCUUCAGAAAGCUAUAGAUGUUGUGAUGCUGGUGAGUGGCGAGCCUCUGGCGGCAAAGCCGGCACGCAUUGUGGCCGGCCAUGAGCCUGAGAAAACCAAUGAGCUGCUGCAGGCCAUCGCUAAGUGCUGCCUUAGUAAGAUGUCCAGUGAAGAUGCAGUGAAGCGAGUGCUAAAAGGAGAGAAGGCAGAUAUAAAGUCCAAGGCCAGCACUUCCAGGUCACAGGAUAAAGAGAACAGGGAGGGACGUGAACGUCAUCAGGAGAGAGAGGAGAAGAAAAAAAUUACAGAGCGCAGCAGCAGCCGGGACCAAAAGGAACCAGACCAGUCCAGAGAGCAUGAGAGCAGACGCCGGGAUGGAGAAAAAGAGCACCACCGGGAAAGGGAGCGCUCUGAUAAGCAGCAGCGCAGUGAACAAGACCACCAUGCCAAAGACCGUGACAAAGACAAGAGUCGAGAUCGGGAGCGAGACAAAGGACGCGUCAGGGAUAGGGACAAGGACAAGGACCGAGAGAGGGAGAAAGACAAGGAGAGGGACAAAGACCGGGAGAAGACAAGAGAAAGAGAUUCUCAAAGAGAAAGAGACAAGGAAAAACGAAGAGACAGAGAGAAAGAGCGAGAGCGACACAGAGAUGGGGAUGAGAGGAUCAAAAGUGGAGAAAAAGGCAACAGCAAGGCCACGGUAUCCGAGGAACCACAGCAAAAGCCUGAAGAGCCCAGCAAAACAGCCAAAACUGUGCCAGCAGAACCUAAUCCAGUUGAAGAGCCCACAGAAGCAGUUGAGAACCAGUCUGACAGUCCAGCCAGAAUACCUCGGCCUUCAUCUGCCAAAGGGCAGAGGCGGAGACCCAAAGUUGGAGGUCAAGAUGAAUCUGACAGUGAGGGAGAUGGAGAUGCUCAGUUAGCCCAGAGACAUGUCCCCCAGGAAAAUGGAGACACUGGAGGAUCCUCAGUGCCAUCCGACAUGACUUCCAGCAGACGAAUAGCACGGCCAAGCAGCGCUCGCCCAGCGCCGCCACGUCUCAAGAAACAAGAAAGCUACACCGAUGUGACCCCAGCUGAGAGGCUGUCUAGUGCCAAGCCCUCAGCCCCUGUCAUCAUGGACGGGAAAAGGUUAUCUGAGGAUGAGGAGGAUGAAGAUGAGCAGUUUCUUGUGGAGGAGGCAGUCCCUCCACCCUCAGAUGCUCCUGAAAUGGAGCUGGAACCUGCACAAGAACUAAACAGUGAAGAGAAGCAUGGUGGCCUUGUGAAAAAGAUCCUUGAGACUAAGAAAGACUAUGAAUUGUCACCAUCUUCUCCCAAAUCUAAAGAGCAGAAUUUGGUGUCUGAAGCGGCACGGAAAAAAGAGCGGGACAUGGUGACGAGGGAGAUCGAGCGGCUUCGCUCAUCCAUUCAGAUGGUGUGCCGCAGUUCUUUGCCUCUGGGUAAGAUCAUGGACUACAUCCAGGAGGACAUGGAUGCCAUGCAGGCUGAACUGCACACCUGGCGGCGGGAGAACAAGGAGCACGCACAGGCCUUGCUGCAGGAGCAGAGAGCGACAGACCGGGCAGUGGAGCCUCUGAAAGCAGAACUAACCGAGCUGGAGCAGCUGAUCAGGGACCAGCAGGACAAGAUCUGCGCUGUGAGGUCCAACAUACUGAAGAAUGAAGAGAAGAUCCAGAAGAUGGUGACUGGAAUCAACUUCUCUUCCAGAACCUGAGUGAGAAACAAGGUUUUAAAAUGCACUGAAUAUUUAGGCUUUUGCAGUUCUUGUUCAGGACAAUGGAGAUGAUGUGGGACGGGACCAAACACAGCACUUUUAGAUUUUCCUGUCUGAACAGGGGAUCGAUCCAAAUAUGUUCCCACACAUAAAGAGCGGAAAACAUCUCUAAGAUCUGGACAAAUAACAGAGCUGCUCAGAGGAUUAGUGGUUUGACAAUAUUCACAAAUAGUUACACGAUGGAAUGGAGAGAGUGGGUUUUCAUUGGUUUGGAGAUGAGCCACUUGAUGAUAAUAAAAGUUGUCUUCUUGCUCUGUGCACUAGCCUAACCACAUCUUUGGCCCCUGUUCUGUAACGGUGCCUUUUUGGAGAGAGCCAGUGUCCAGCUCAUGACUUGGGCGUUAGAGUAGAUAGUUAUAUUUAAUGCUUAGUUAAUGCUGCACAUUCAGCAUUAGCUCAAACUCAAAGUGUAUUUCCAUAUUCUCUUAAUCAGAAACUCAAACUGCAUUUUUAGAAUCCAGCAUUGUGUUCUUGUUGUCAGGAAGCAGAACUUCGGCCUAGAGUUUGGAGUAGUAAGAGAUCUUGUUUUCUGGUUCUUUUGCUGUUUUCCAUGAUGAUAAUGGUAUCUGCUGCAAUGCUAUUAGACUACCUAUAGGAACAUAAUUAGACUUAUUUGUGGCACAUUAAGCUGGCUGGCACAAGAAAGGUGAAAGACAUUUUCUAACACUUGCUUGGAGAAAUCAAGGAUCACUAGGGGGCUCCUGGUGACCAAGUUGAUGGAAAUAUUACAUGUUACAUGAUUUUCUUGGUGUAUAUUUUUCCAUGACUAUUUUUUGUGAUCGUUCCUUCUUCUUCCAAACCCCAUCAUUCCCUCAGGCUACCUUCCCUAAAAAGAGGGGUUACACCAAUCUUUUUUUAUUAUUAUUGUGUGUACAACUUUAUCCAAAUUAGUAUCUCUGUUGCUUCAUCCACUCUUCCACUUUUGAAGCACUGCUGCACUUUGAUAAGUAUGAUUAGGGGAGGUACCUUUUAUGUUUGGAGGAAAUGCUUUUAGCAACUACGCAGUGUUAGAAUUUUCUCUCUUUCAAGCAUCUUUAAAAUAAUAUCAUACACACUAAUCUUAUGUACCUUCAGGGAAACUUCUCCUGGCAGUGAGCAUGCAGGAUAGCCACCAUUAUGGAGGUACUGUAAAAUAUGCCAAAUAGUUCCUGUUUUUGACACACUGUUUGGUCAGGUGGAGCAUUUUUGUGAACUUGCUUUAUAAAUCAGAAGAUCAUAUUAAAUCCUAUUUUACUAGCUCCUUUUGAAACUCUAAGACAUAUGCUUCACACAAGUAGCUAAUAUGGAAAUAUUAAGCAAUACCAGACUGAUAAUUGUAGUAGGAGAUGAGGUAGUAGACGUGUGAGACUGAAAGAAGCCAUUGUUUUCCUUAACAUUUCACUAACUGAAUUGUCUCGUUGCUGUCGAUGCGUGAAUGAAAUACAAAGAAGAUGUUUCCUUGUGUGGUGGCCUAAUCUCAGCCCAAAUAAAAAUGCAGUUACCACAUUUAAGUACCAGUAACCAAUGUAAUUUUACACUGUUAAUACUUGCACACAUGCAGUUGCUACCUCUGUUAGUUAUACUGCACAUCUGUGUUUACAAGAAAUGAUACAAAAAGAAAAAUCCUGGUUGGAUUGAUGAAUGUAAUCCAUCAUUGAACUUUAUUUUUCCACAAUGACCAAUGAUUGCAGAUGUAACAAAACAGGUUUAAGUCAAUGUGAUGACCAUACACACACUCUCACUGCCUGGUCAGACCAAUGGAUUACCAAAAUAAAGGUGACACGACACAUGCUAACAAUGUGCAUUGAUUCUGUGACAAUUUGUAAAUAACUAAUACAGACCUUGUUUAUUUUUGAAAAAACAAAAACAAAUUACAGCUUGAAACUGUACCAGAAUGUUUCUAAUGUUUCAUUUUAGACUGAAUGUUAAUGGUUAGAAGAGAAAACUACAUUUUACACUAAUGUCUUAAUGGACACUCUGCAGUACAGUACGGUGUGAGCUUCAGCAGUUGAAAUAUGAUAUCAUUCCAUCUAAUGUUACUAUUGUUAUUACAGUAUUAUAUUCACUCCAUCAAGUGUAAAUGGCUAAGGAAGUGGUAACCUAUGGAAAAAAAAACUAUAAACUAAAAUUCUUGGAAAGCAGGAAGCCUGCAUGCUCAUUUGUUGUAUAAAAGGACUAUUUACACUGUACACUAUUUGUAUCAUAUCCUCAGUUUUCUUUAAACUGUACAUUAUGUAUAUGUGGAGACUGUAUCAUAGAUGAAAUAAUUAUAUAAUUUUGUAGUGGAGUGAAAUAAAUGGUUACAUUGUAUUAAA
Molecule: messenger RNA, 4382 nt
Organism: Mugil cephalus (flathead mullet)
Lineage: Eukaryota; Metazoa; Chordata; Actinopteri; Mugiliformes; Mugilidae
Gene: ift54
Product: TNF receptor-associated factor 3 interacting protein 1
Exons: 17
Coding region: 118-2028 (636 amino acids)
Biological process (GO): regulation of microtubule cytoskeleton organization; intraciliary transport; cilium assembly
Cellular component (GO): intraciliary transport particle B; ciliary basal body; axoneme
Molecular function (GO): microtubule binding
Source: RefSeq, a predicted model, not a curated record